This is a messenger RNA of Stegostoma tigrinum, 845 nucleotides long. RefSeq names its product late histone H2B.L4-like. The transcript has a single exon. Lineage: Eukaryota; Metazoa; Chordata; Chondrichthyes; Orectolobiformes; Stegostomatidae. Gene Ontology annotation, molecular function: protein heterodimerization activity; DNA binding; structural constituent of chromatin. The coding region runs from base 153 to 533 and encodes 126 amino acids. Gene Ontology annotation, cellular component: nucleosome. The record is from RefSeq and is a predicted model, not a curated record.
AAGCUAAUCACAUCCUCUGAGAUUCUUGUAAACUGUCCAAUCAUGAACAAGACCUCCCCCAUCCCUCAUUAGCAUUGCUGACGCCAGCAGCCUAUAAAAAGCGAGCUCCGCGCCCACUUUCCCUUAUUCUGUGUCUGACAGUGACCGUCGUUAUGGCAGAUGAGAAGAAAUCGCAGGCAACUUCCAAGAAAGGCGCGAAGAAAAUCAUCAAGAAGGCGCCGGGGAAAAGCGGCAAGAAAAGGAGCCGACGCAGGAAAGAAAGUUACUCCAUCUACAUCUACAAAGUGAUGAAGCAGGUUCACCCCGACACCGGCAUCUCCUCCAGGGCCAUGAGCAUCAUGAACUCGUUCGUCAACGAUAUUUUCGAGCGUAUCGCAGGGGAGGCUUCCCGCCUGGCCCAUUACAACAAGCGCAGCACCAUCAGCUCCCGGGAGAUCCAGACCGCCGUGCGGCUGUUGCUGCCCGGGGAGCUGGCCAAGCACGCCGUGUCGGAGGGUACAAAGGCGGUGACCAAGUACACCAGCUCCAAGUGAGACACCUCACUGCUGAAAGCAGACACCAAUCCAAAACCCAACGGCUCUUUUAAGAGCCACCCACAAUUGCACUGAGGCAGCUGAACCGUUUUAACUUGGAUAGUCGAUGCUGGAAAAUCUGAGACAACAAGGUGUGGGCCUGGGUGAACACAGCAAGCCGAGCAGCGUCAGAGGAGCAGGAAUGUUGUCAUUUCGGGGCGAGACCCUUCUUAAGAAAUUAGGUUUUAACUUUGUGGUUUAUUCUGGGUCUGUAUAAUUCAUGUCCCUAAGCUUUGUGUUUCGUUUUCAAUAAACUUUAUUCUCGGUUGCGUA